AUGGUUGACGCAUUUUUGAACUUGCCACGGCUGGGAACAACUCGCAAUCCUACAUAUGGGACUGUGGUGUAUGCAAGAAGCACCUAUGCCAGUGGAAUGGUAGCCACAAGGAUUGUAGCGUCCAAGACCAAGGUUGCACCGUUAACCUCAGUGAGCAUCCCGAGACUAGAGAUGAUGGCGGCGGUCCUAGGACUUCAACUCAGUCUGAGCAUUGUAGCAGCAUUGGCCACCAAUGUCAAGGAGGUGGUGUUUUGGAGUGAUAGUCAAAACGUUCUCUGGUGGAUAAAGCGACCUAGCAGAAAACUGAAACCUUUCGUUGCCAACCGAGUAGGCCUGAUACAACAACAUACAGACCCUCAACAGUGGAGAUAUGUGCCAACCAAAGAAAACCCAGCAGACCUGCCUUCAAGAGGUGUAAGAGCAAAAGACCUAGCAGAGUCCAGCCUAUGGUGGGACGGCCCAGAGUUUUUACAGAGGGAUUCUUCAGAGUGGCCAGAGAGAGUUGUUGGACAGGGAGAUGAAGUCCAGGAUGAAAUGAAAAAUGAGAGCAGUUACCUCAGCUUGGAAGAAAAGAACAGUCUAAAACAAGUGAUGAACCUUGCAGAUACAAGACUAGACCCUUCCCGAUUCUCCAGCUGGCAGAGAUUGACACGUGUUCAUGCAUGGGUGCAGCGGUUUAUCGGAAAUUGUCAGGCAGCCCCCACUGAGAGGAAACAAGGAGAACUAGAAGUUGAGGAAGUAAAAGCGACUGAGUUACUCUUGAUUAGACAGUGCCAAAAAGAAGCCUUUGCAGAGGAGUAUAGCGCGUUAUGCCAUGGAAGGGAGCUGCCCAAGUCCAGUCAAAUAGCUGGCCUGACGCCAAAAUUAGAUGCCGACUUCUUACUUCGUAGCAACAGUCGUCUAGCUUAUGCUGAUAAUCUGUCCUAUGAAGCCAAGUUCCCGAUAAUACUACCGAGAAAACACCACGUGACCCAGUUACUGGUGAGAUUCUACCAUGAAAGAGAGAAUCAUGUAGCUGGGACAAACAAGAUCUUGUCAGAGAUGUCAGCCAAGUAUUGGAUUAUUAGAGGUCGAGAGGAGAUCCGGGAUUGGGAGGCUAAGUGCGCAGCCUGUGAACGUAAGAAGGCAAGAGUAACGUCACAAUUGAUGGCCCCCCUGCCAAGAACAAGAGUGAGUCCACCAAUGAGAGCCUUCUCAGUUUCUUCAGUCGACUAUGCUGGACCGUUUCUUACUAAGCAAGGACGAGGGAGAGUACAAACUAAGAGAUACCUGUGCCUAUUUACUUGCCAUGCCUCGAGGGCGGUACACUUGGAGAUGGCAUAUGCUUUAGAUACCAACUCGUUCCUGAAUGCCUUCAACAGAUUUACUCACCGUAGAGGCGUCCCAGUAGAAGUUACUUCAGAUAAUGGCACGAACUUCGUUGGGGCUAACCGAGAAUUGAUGGAAUUGGUCACCCAGCUGGACCAAGUGAGAGUAACUAGAGAUGGAGCAGCGCGAGGAAUAAAAUGGAGGUUUAAUCCGCCACAUGGACCUCACUUUGGUGGAAUUCAUGAAAGUCUGGUGAAGAGUGCAAAGAAGGCGAUAUAUGCUGUACUUCAGAAAGCAGACAUCACAGAUGAAGAGCUGAGCACUGCAUUCACUGGAGCUGAAGCCCUGCUCAAUUCCAGGCCGUUGUCUUACCAGUCAGAAGAUUCCAAGGAUGCUCCCCCUAUAACACCUAACCACUUUCUAUUUGGUCAGUGCGGCGGACAGUUUGCCCCAGAAGAGAUAGAUAGCUCAGAUUUCAACCCAAGACGACGAUGGAGGAGAGUUCAGGAGCUACUGAAGGAAUUUUGGUCCCGGUGGUUAAAGGAGUGGCUCCCUCUGUUGCGUCAGCGCCACAAGUGGAGAGAUGUCAAGAAGGAUUUAGAAGUAGGAGACGUUGUACUGGUGGCAGAUCCUGGAUCAGUGAGAGGAGAUUGGCCAAUGGGACGAGUAACAGAAGUGUUUACCGGCAGAGAUGGUCAUCGUCGAGUGGUCAAAGUCCAGGUUGGCGAGAAGACUAUGAUAAGGCCAAUCGUCAGGUUGUGCCCCCUGCAGUGCUGA
Messenger RNA from Lineus longissimus, 2085 nucleotides. RefSeq lists its product as uncharacterized. The transcript has a single exon. Lineage: Eukaryota; Metazoa; Nemertea; Pilidiophora; Heteronemertea; Lineidae. The record is from RefSeq and is a predicted model, not a curated record. The coding region runs from base 1 to 2085 and encodes 694 amino acids. Gene Ontology annotation, molecular function: nucleic acid binding. Gene Ontology annotation, biological process: DNA integration.